Messenger RNA from Thunnus maccoyii (southern bluefin tuna), 2025 nucleotides. RefSeq names its product methyl-CpG binding domain protein 2 (gene mbd2). Gene Ontology annotation, molecular function: DNA binding. The transcript is spliced from 7 exons. Bases 385 to 1185 code for a protein of 266 amino acids. The record is from RefSeq and is a predicted model, not a curated record. Lineage: Eukaryota; Metazoa; Chordata; Actinopteri; Scombriformes; Scombridae.
GUGUGUGUGUGUGUGUGUGUGUGUGAUAACUCAGACGUCACAGCCUGCCGUUAGUCCAGAUCAGUUCAGAUCAGAUCAGCCGUUGGUUCUCUCCGGAGGUAAACUGAACUAAAUCGGGACCUGAAGGCAGUUUAACCCGGAACAUCCCGGCUCACAGUCUUCACCGGGACACUUCUCAUUUAAAUUUAACCCGAAAUCACCACCGCAAACAGCCAGGGCGGAGGGAGGGAGAGCCGCCGUUAACGUAACGUCUGUGACGUCGGUCCCGGGGUGCUACUCCGCCGGGUUUACCACCACGCCGUUUGUCCGGAGGGCCCUUAUCGGUGUUUACUGAGUGAUCGAUUGACCUGACCGGAGCUUAAUUGUGGGAUCGAUAAGUGUGUGAUGAUGGAGAGGAAGAAGACGGACUGCCCCGCUCUGCCGCCCGGCUGGAAGAAGGAAGAAGUGAUCAGGAAGUCCGGACUGAGCGCUGGAAAGAGCGACGUCUACUACUACAGUCCUACAGGGAAGAAGUUCAGAAGUAAGCCUCAGUUGUCCCGUUACCUUGGAAACACAGUGGACCUGGGAUGUUUCGACUUCCGGACGGGGAAGAUGAUGCCUGGGAAAAUGCAGAAGAACAAACAGAGACUCCGACACGACCCGCUCAGCCUGGUCAAGGGAGGCAAACCGGACCUGAACACAGCUCUGCCGAUCAGACAGACGGCGUCCAUCUUUAAACAGCCUGUAACCAAGGUUACAAGUCACCCCGGCAACAAGGUGAAGGCAGACCUCCAGAGAGCGACUGAGCAGCCCAGACAGCUAUUUUGGGAGAGGAGGUUGAAAGGUCUUCGGUCGUCGGACGUCACAGAGGAAGUUCUGAGGACCAUGGAUCUGCCCAAAGGACUGCAGAGUGUCGGUCCAGACUCCAGUGACGACACUCUGCUGUCAGCCAUCGCCAGCGCCCUGCACAUGAGCUCUGCUCCCAUCACGGGACAGACAUCCGUGGCUGCUGAGAAGAACCCGGCCAUCUGGCUGAACACGUCCCAGCCGCUCUGCAAAGCCUUCACUGUCACUGACGAACACAUCCGGGAGCAGGAGCUGAAGGUGUACCAGGCCAGGAGGAGUCUGGAGGAGGCGCUGAUGGCCGACGGUUUGGCGCGGGCCGCCGAAAAUACCCGAGAGCUGCUUGAGGGGAAGACAGUCUGAAGACAGACAAAGUUCCUCUGUUCACCAGCCUCAGGUCUAUCAUCAUCAUCUUCAUCUUAAUCCAGACAACAAACCAAAAACAGACCCUGACACAGACUGAAACAUCACCUGAUCCGUUGUCUCAGUGGGUGAUAGCUUCAACCUUCCCGUUAAAGAAACCUUUUCCCAGGAUGACAUCAAACCGGACAUCUGUCAGCCUCUGGAAACUAAUAUGAUUUUCCAGAUCAGCAGCAGCGGCAACGAGGGGAGCAGCGACCACAGAAAUAAUGACAUCAGCAAUGACAGAUAUUACAGCAACACCAGUUUCAACAUUAAUACAGCAGCAAACAACAGUUGCAGCAACAGAAACUGCCAUAUAGGAACAUAAGGAGCAACAGCAGCAAUAAGUUGAGUGUACCAGCUCAAAGCAACAACCGAAGCCUUUAAUCCUCUCAGUGAUUUCUCAUCUGUACAAACUUAACAACAAGCGCUUAUUUUGUCUCAGUCUUCAAAUACUAGUUUUCUUUCUUUUUUAAUAUAAAACUGAUGAAAAAAUGCUGAAGAGCAAUUCCCUCAUUAAACCCAAAGUCAGGUUGCAAACUGCUGGACGGCUUUUGCUAACUCUACUAACCCUUAUUGUGCUCUUUGAUGAUUUUGGUUGUUUGUGGUGUCAGAUUGUCGUCAGUUUUUUCUUUUCUUUUUUUUUUUUUUUUUAAAAGGUCUUCAGGGGUUUUAAUUAAAUAAUGAGAAUUUACAUGAAUAUGAAAUAGAUGAGUUGCUUAUUUAAGACAAAUUUUAUACCUUGAGAGAACAUAUGUGUACAUUUCUUGGACUGGAGUCAAUAAAUGAUUAUAUUCACAA